GACCUCACUUCCGGCGGACUCCUCGUGCGUUUCCUUACUCGUCCGCUGUUCUGGUUGAGAAGGCCAAAUAGCGACUUUCCGUGCACAUAUCUUGAGAUGUCUGCAGCAUUACGUGUGCUCUACUCUGCAUCCAGGCCAGGUUCAUUUUUGGCCAGUCAAAAUCUUGCACGUCCUCUCAGCCUAUCAGCACACAGGGCCGGGAUUAAGUAUGUCAAUAAUCAGGAAGAUGCCACAGAUAUGAAAUCUAUCACGGACCGUGCAGCUCAAACACUUUUUUGGACAGAGUUGUUUAGAGGGUUGGGAAUGACCAUGAGCUAUCUUUUCCGUGAGCCUGCUACCAUCAACUACCCGUUCGAGAAGGGCCCUCUGUCACCCCGUUUCCGUGGCGAACAUGCCCUGCGCAGGUAUCCCUCUGGAGAAGAGCGAUGCAUUGCAUGUAAACUAUGUGAGGCCAUUUGCCCAGCCCAGGCCAUCACGAUUGAGGCAGAGCCCCGUGCUGACGGUAGCAGGCGAACUACACGCUAUGACAUAGAUAUGACAAAAUGCAUCUACUGUGGCUUUUGCCAAGAGGCGUGUCCUGUGGACGCAAUUGUAGAGGGUCCCAACUUUGAGUUCUCCACCGAGACUCAUGAAGAACUGCUUUAUAAUAAGGAAAAGCUCCUCAACAAUGGAGACAAAUGGGAGGCGGAGAUUGCUGCCAACAUUCAGGCUGAUUAUCUCUACAGAUAGACAAUCUGUCAGACUAUAUUCAUGGACUCAACCCAGUAACAGUACAGACUUCAUGCUCUUUAACCAAUAGUCCAAGUUUCAAAUGUAUAUUUUAGAUUUGGUUUUCAGACAGGUACAGUUGUGUUGAGUGCUCUUUCAAAGCCGAGGGAUUGACUUUUUUUGAAGAGACACAUACUGAUUUCUCUCUCAAUGUAAGCAUAACUGCACAUUACUGGAAAACUAAGAUGAAUGAUGCACUAUGAGGCAAAUGUUAAGUGUUCAUUUCAAGAUAUUCAAUCAAUCCAUCCUCUCCAAAUUAUUAUAUCCUUACAAAUGAUCCAAGAAAGAGAUGUAACCUUUAAAGCACUUCAGCGAGUUUGUUGAAUUUCUCACAUUAUAUCCUUACCAGAUAAACAGUUUUAUUUGUGCUUGUGAGAACUGUACAAAGACUAAAUACUUGUGGACCGUAUAAAAUAAAUAAAUUAAUGCUCUGUCUAAAUCUUUUGAUAAUUUGCUG
Molecule: messenger RNA, 1225 nt
Organism: Triplophysa rosa
Lineage: Eukaryota; Metazoa; Chordata; Actinopteri; Cypriniformes; Nemacheilidae
Gene: ndufs8a
Product: NADH:ubiquinone oxidoreductase core subunit S8a
Exons: 7
Coding region: 97-729 (210 amino acids)
Biological process (GO): mitochondrial respiratory chain complex I assembly; mitochondrial electron transport, NADH to ubiquinone
Cellular component (GO): membrane
Molecular function (GO): NADH dehydrogenase activity; 4 iron, 4 sulfur cluster binding
Source: RefSeq, a predicted model, not a curated record